Messenger RNA from Marmota monax (woodchuck), 4780 nucleotides. RefSeq names its product leucine rich repeat containing 4C (gene Lrrc4c). Gene Ontology annotation, molecular function: cell-cell adhesion mediator activity. NCBI's taxonomy places the organism in Eukaryota, Metazoa, Chordata, Mammalia, Rodentia, Sciuridae. The transcript has 4 exons. Gene Ontology annotation, biological process: modulation of chemical synaptic transmission; regulation of axonogenesis; synaptic membrane adhesion. The coding region runs from base 2162 to 4084 and encodes 640 amino acids. Gene Ontology annotation, cellular component: plasma membrane; postsynaptic density membrane; glutamatergic synapse. The record is from RefSeq and is a predicted model, not a curated record.
GGGGAAAGAAAGAGGGGAAGAGAAGGGAAGGGGACUGCAGUCCGAAAGGGAGCCUUUGGGGAGCAAGGACCCUAAAUGAUAGGACGCAGAAUUGGUCGAGAGAAAGCCUAGACUGGAGGCAGCUGCAGCCGGCACAGGAAGCGCAUUUAUUUAUUUGGAGGAAAAAGGAGGGGAGGGAGGAGAGCAAGGGGUAAGAAGUGGGUUCCGGCCGAAGUGGAUGGAAGGGGACCGGGGUUUCUGCGGAGUAGGGAGCCGCCAACCAGGGCGAUGGCGCUAAGGUCGGCGCGGAGCGGCUGUGCGCCUGACAACGCGUCUCCUCGCGGAGGACCUGCCGGCGUCGGAAAGGUCUGCGCCAAGAGGAACCAACUUGUGGCUCCAAAAUGUACCCAACGCAGCUGGAAAUGAGAUCAAAGCUGCAGUUUCAUUCGAGAAGGAUGAGAGGAGCCAGCGAUUAGGGAAUUUUUUUUCUUUUUAAAAACCUUCGUUCCUGUUUCUUCUUUCUUUCUUUCUUUUUUAUUCUUUCUCUUUUUUUCCUUUUUUUUUUUUUUUCUUUUAAAAAUUUGUUCCACACCGCGUCGGUCCCACCACUGCCUUCCCCAUUUGAAAUAAAAGCCCAGUCCGAACUUCCAUCGCUGGCGCCCCUGGAUCUGCUGUCCGCUGAUGGAGGAGAAGGGGACCUGGGUGCUGGCAGGGGCCACCGGCGAGGGACCGCAUCACGCGUCUCCCCCGUGAUCCUGGCCCUGAUCGCGGAGUUCUGCCACACCUGGAAGAUCUGGACCGGGUGCUGGGGUGGGGGCGGGGACAGAGUGAAAGCCACCCCGAGCCUUUAAAAAAAAAAAAAAAAGUAGCGGGGGGGAGGAAUGGAUUUCUUGACAGCUGACGGAGCCUUGAAAUUUUCCUCCACUACCUCCGCCCCCGCCCCCCGCACUCCAUUUAACGUGAGAUUAUGAAAUUGCAGAGGCGGUGGAGGGAAGGAGACAGGAUAUAACCGGGAGUUUCGAGGGGAGAGGGGAAGGUGGCUGGCCGGGUGGCUGAAAUCAAAAAUCCAAUUGCGCACUGGGUUGUGAUGCGAAAUCUAAUCAGAUCUUUGGCAAAGGGGCCGGCCGGAAGGGUAGCGAGUGGGGGGAGUUGAUCCCCAAAUUCUUGGAAGGGGGGGUGUAGAAAAAGGAAUCGACUAUGUAAGAGGUGACUUUUUUGGUGGCGGUGGCUGCUGGGUGCCUUGCAAAAAUGAAGAAUGCGGGACGCAGCUCUCUCUGGGAGCCGAACGCAGUGGAUAAACUGAUCGUGCCAGAGAGAAGGAAGAACGAAGCUUUUUCUUCUGAGACCUGGAUCUUAACCUAAAUGUGUGUAUGUGCACACCGGGAGCGUUGAAAAAUGAAAUAAGCCAGUGGCAGACCUGCGGGAAUUGGUGUGUUUCUGACAAAUAAAUAAUAACAAGACAGUUGCUCCCCCUCCCCAAAAGGAUGAUUGGAAAUGAAAAAACGCGGAUCCACGAAGGAAAAGUAUGCUCAUUUUUCUCUAUAAAGGAGAAAGUGCGCCAAGGAGAUAUUUUUGGAGUGAAAAGUUUGGGGCUUUUUUAGGAAAGUAAAGACCUGAUAUGGUGGUUCUUCUUCUUCAUCAUCAUCAUCAUCUUCUUCUUCUUGUUGUUGUUUUUUUUUUCUUUUUGAAUUUCCCACAAGAGGAGAGGAAAUUAAUAAUACAUCUGCAAAGAAAUUUCAGAGAAGAAAAGUUGACCGCGGCAGAAUGAGGCAUUGAUUGGGGGAGAGAAACCAGCAAAGCACAGUUGGAUUUGUGCCUAUGUUGACUAAAAUUGACGGAUAAUUGCAGUUGGAUUUUUUUUAUCAACCUUUUUUUUUUUUUUUUUCCCUCCCUCUCAUUUUGGUGUCAAGAUCAUGCGUUUUCUCUUGUUCUUAACCACCUGGAUUUCCAUCUGGAUGUUGCUGUGAUGAGUCUGAAAUACAAUAAAAUAACAAUAUCAACAGCAUGUGAAAAUAGAUACUACCAUUGGAUGCUCAUCAUAUGUCAAGCACAGUGGAGAUGAAUUUAAUAUAUUGCCUAAUGUAAAUAAUUGGCAAAGACAUUGCCUAUUUGCAGCACAGAGACCCCAAUGGAGAGCUAGAUUGUUUGAACUCCAGACGGACCAACACCAGAUAAAUUAUGAAUGUUGAACAAGAUGACCUUACAUCCACAGCAGAUAAUGAUAGGUCCUAGGUUUAACAGGGCCCUAUUUGACCCCCUGCUUGUGGUGCUGCUGGCUCUUCAACUUCUUGUGGUGGCUGGUCUGGUGCGGGCUCAAACCUGCCCUUCCGUGUGCUCCUGCAGCAACCAGUUCAGCAAGGUUAUUUGUGUUCGGAAAAACCUGCGUGAGGUUCCAGAUGGCAUCUCCACCAACACGCGGCUGCUGAACCUUCAUGAGAACCAAAUCCAGAUCAUCAAAGUGAACAGCUUCAAGCACUUGAGGCACUUGGAAAUCCUCCAAUUGAGUAGGAACCAUAUUAGAACCAUUGAAAUUGGGGCCUUCAAUGGUCUGGCGAACCUCAACACUCUGGAACUCUUUGACAAUCGUCUUACUACCAUCCCGAAUGGAGCUUUUGUAUAUUUGUCUAAACUGAAGGAGCUCUGGUUGCGAAACAACCCCAUUGAAAGCAUCCCUUCUUAUGCUUUUAACAGAAUCCCUUCCUUGCGGCGACUAGACUUAGGGGAAUUGAAAAGGCUUUCAUAUAUCUCAGAAGGUGCCUUUGAAGGUCUGUCCAACUUGAGGUAUUUGAACCUGGCCAUGUGCAACCUCCGGGAAAUCCCUAACCUCACACCGCUCAUAAAACUGGAUGAGCUAGAUCUUUCUGGGAAUCACUUGUCCGCAAUCAGGCCUGGCUCUUUCCAGGGAUUGAUGCACCUUCAAAAACUGUGGAUGAUACAGUCCCAGAUUCAAGUGAUUGAACGGAAUGCCUUUGAUAACCUUCAGUCCCUAGUGGAGAUCAACCUGGCCCACAACAAUCUCACAUUACUGCCUCAUGACCUCUUUACACCCUUGCAUCAUCUAGAGAGGAUACACUUACAUCACAACCCUUGGAACUGUAACUGUGACAUACUGUGGCUCAGCUGGUGGAUAAAAGACAUGGCCCCCUCCAACACAGCUUGCUGCGCCCGGUGUAACACUCCUCCCAAUCUGAAAGGGAGGUACAUUGGGGAGCUCGACCAGAAUUAUUUCACAUGCUAUGCUCCUGUGAUUGUGGAGCCCCCUGCAGACCUCAAUGUCACUGAAGGCAUGGCAGCUGAGCUAAAGUGUCGGGCCUCCACGUCCCUGACGUCCGUGUCUUGGAUUACUCCAAAUGGAACAGUCAUGACACAUGGGGCGUACAAAGUACGGAUAGCUGUGCUCAGUGACGGUACAUUAAAUUUCACGAAUGUAACCGUUCAAGAUACAGGCAUGUAUACGUGUAUGGUGAGUAAUUCUGUUGGGAACACUACUGCUUCAGCCACCCUGAAUGUUACUGCAGCAACCACUACUCCCUUCUCUUACUUUUCAACUGUCACAGUAGAGACAAUGGAACCUUCUCAGGAUGAGGCACGGACCACAGACAACAAUGUGGGCCCCACUCCAGUGAUUGAUUGGGAGACCACUAAUGUGACCACCUCUCUCAUGCCACAGAGCACAAGGUCAACAGAAAAAACAUUCACCAUCCCAGUGACUGAUAUCAACAGUGGGAUCCCAGGAAUCGAUGAGGUCAUGAAGACUACCAAAAUCAUCAUUGGGUGUUUCGUGGCCAUCACACUCAUGGCGGCAGUGAUGCUGGUCAUCUUCUACAAGAUGAGAAAGCAGCACCAUAGGCAAAACCAUCAUGCUCCGACAAGGACUGUUGAAAUCAUUAAUGUGGAUGAUGAGAUCACAGGGGACACACCCAUGGAAAGCCACCUGCCCAUGCCUGCUAUCGAGCAUGAGCACCUAAACCACUAUAAUUCUUACAAAUCUCCCUUCAACCACACAACAACAGUUAACACAAUAAAUUCAAUACACAGUUCAGUGCAUGAACCGUUAUUGAUCCGAAUGAACUCUAAAGACAAUGUACAAGAGACUCAAAUCUAAAACAUUUACAGAGUUACAGAAAACAAACAAUCAAAAAAAAAAAAAAGAGACAGUUUAUUAAAAAUGACACAAAUGACUGGGCUAAAUCUACUGUUUCAAAAAAGUGUCUUUACAAAAAAACAAAAAAGAAAUUUAUUUAUUAAAAAUUCUAUUGUGAUCUAAAGCAGACAAAAUGAUGUGUAUUCCUCAGAACCUGUUUUUGCUGCAGUUAUUUACUAUUUUCCCACAUCUCGUCCCUCCCUUCCCCGAUUGCCAUAUUUUUCAUAGAUCUCAAUUCCCUAAAGAACUGGUCUAGGAAAUUUUGUAAGAAUUCUGUUACACUUUGAGAUUUUUAUGGUGAAUUCUAGUGGUGAGAUCCAGUCUAUUUUGUCUCUCUCGCUCGCUCUCUUUUAUUUUCUUUUUCCCUCAUACCCUUAUGAAGUAGUCCAAUGGGGAAUGCAAUAUUAGAAAUAGAUUUUUAAGAAAGAACAAGAAAGAAAUGCAAGAUCUUAUAUUUUUCAUGUAAUAAUCUGUUCUGUAUUUAUGAGGAGGACCAUUCUAUGGAAAAGAAAAGUAAAACAAAGUAAGCAAACAACAGAUUAAUUUACAUAUGAGCAUCUAUAAAACCCAUGACUUUUAAACAACUCUAGAACCAGAAUUUGUAGUUCAAAAGCUUAAAAUAAGAUUAUAAAUAAAAUAUUGUUGGUUUUUCUGUAA